UAAUGGGAUAGUUAUACAGCUUUGUUUAAGAUAAUAAAAAAAUGGUUGGCAUAACAGCAGUUGCAGCCUUAGGGUAUGAAUAGAAUAAUUAUAAGAGCAACAGCAACAGUGGUUUAUAAUAAAAGGAAAUAAUAUUUGAGUUAGAGCGAUAUUUUUAAAACACCAAAACAACUUGAUGAUGAAUAUUUUCCUUCAAAAAGACCAACAUAUUAUUUUGAUGACAGAGAAGAUACGUUAAAUACAAAAAAAACGAGAACAGGAAAAAUAGAUCAAAUUAUUGAUUCUAUUAAUGUUAACUAUAUUCCCAAUUCUGAGUGCUUAGAACCUUAAACUAUUGUCGAUAUACUCUAAAAUACUAUAGAACUAGCAGGAGAUGAGUUUAUUCGAAUGACAUUAAGAAAUAGAGCUUAAAGAAGAUAAUUUAAGGAAAAUUAGAAAUUAAAUUAAUACAGAUAUUAAAUUAUUAAGUAUAAUGAAGAUUUAGAAGAGUUGUUAGAAAAGGCAUAAGCAGAAUUAUUAGCUAGAUUGGAUAUUAAUAAGAAUAUUUUCGAAGAAAGUAUGCUUGUUUUAAUGGAAAGAGGAUUUUUUCAAUAAUUGUAUAUGUUGUAAGCAAGUGUCAAAUAAAAAAUAAAAGAAAAGAUUCCUUCAAAGAAAGAUUUAUCAUUAAAAUAAAUUAAAGAAGUUAUAAAGUUCAAUAUUAGAAUAUUGAAAGAAUAACCAGAUCCUUUUAAAAAUAUUAUUAAUUAUAUGAUUGUAAUUAAUUCAAAUUAUUUAAUAGAAUAAGUAAGAUUAAAAAGAUUAUAUUCCUAAUGUAAUUAGUUUAUUGGUUCAAGAUUUUAUCUAUUAGAAAUAUAAGAUUGAAGAAGAAGAUCAAAUAAGAAAUAUUUCUAAACCAGGUAUAAUAUUUAAAUAUAUAUAUAUAUAGAAUGUAUGGGUGAUCCUGAAAUUCUGCAUUUAAUGGGUGAGAUAGAAAUGACUAUGUAAGAAUUGAUGCAAAAUUUGGGAUUAGGAGGCAUAGAAAAUAUUCCAGAUAAUUUUGAAAAUUUUGCAUGAA
This is a messenger RNA of Paramecium pentaurelia, 1054 nucleotides long. NCBI's taxonomy places the organism in Eukaryota, Ciliophora, Oligohymenophorea, Peniculida, Parameciidae. The record is from the annotation of a GenBank genome assembly.